Molecule: messenger RNA, 972 nt
Organism: Blastocystis hominis
Lineage: Eukaryota; Bigyra; Opalinata; Blastocystidae
Exons: 5
Coding region: 1-972 (323 amino acids)
Source: RefSeq, a predicted model, not a curated record
AUGCUUUACUCACAUACAAUAGACCCAGAAAAGACAAAACGGCUGGAGAUUACGCUGAACGACUGGCUCAACAGCCAUCCGGAUGGCGAAUAUAUUCAAGGAAUGCUGGCAUUGGGCGGCGUGCUCGUGAUGGUAGUCGACGAUCGUGAGCUUCGUCACGACAUUUUUAAUAUCCACAUUAAAACGAACAAAGCAUUUCAAUCCUUAACAAAACGUUUCAUCACUUCGCACUAUUACGUUUGUGUGAACGAAGAUCACAAAGUCGCUUUUGCUGUCUCUCGUCUUUUCUAUCACCAAGUCCUUUUGCGUUAUUACUCCCCACUUCUCUGUCUACGCCUUCAAGAAAUCGGAAUCGAGCCGGAGGUCUAUGUGUGGGACUGGUUCGUUCAAUGUUUCAUGGGGAUUUUCACACUGGAUCAAUGUUAUGUGAUUCUGGAUCUUCUUUUUUCUCUUCAAUUGAACGACAAUAUUUUAGUUUGUUUAUCGAUUGCCAUCUUAGACGAACUCAAAUCGAUUAUUUUAAAAAGCAAUUUCGAAAAGGUCAUGAUGAUCUUUACCGAUCUAAAAAACAAUAUUCCACUUGUCGAUUUUCCCCGAAUCAUCCAAAAAACGAUUCUCAUUUACACCACAACCCCCAAAUCCAUCUUUCGAGAAUUCGAAGAAAUCGACUCCCAGAUUUAUGACGGAUUGAUCGAGGAAGAUUAUUGCUUUCAUUUCGAACAGUUGUAUCUCGAUAUUUCAUCGCGCGAACUGGUCCUCUUCAAAGCUCUCGACCUCAAAAAUCUGCUUGUUAUUGACUGCUUUAAUGUUCUCAAAAUGCGCACAGAGACUAUGUAUCGUCUCGACAAUGCUCUCAUUUUUAACUAUCCUCCAGACGUGAUUGUCAACAAGGAUUACAAACAACGUCAACGCGAGAUUUUCACGACGCUUUCGCUCUACAAGAGUCGAAUCACGGUGAUCAUCGUGAAGUAG